Symbiodinium sp. CCMP2592 is the source of this 8832-nucleotide messenger RNA. Lineage: Eukaryota; Dinophyceae; Suessiales; Symbiodiniaceae. The record is from the annotation of a GenBank genome assembly.
AUGGAAGGUGGUGACGAUUUGGUGAAGAGCAUAUUCGCACGCCUCUGCAGCACGAAGCACGAUACCCGCACCUGGAGCGCGAUCUGUCGCCCUGCCUGGUACAGGGGCUUCGCUCGCCGAGGACUCCACGACCGUAGCAUCCUGUCGCUGUUUGGGGAGUGCGUGCUGCAUGCUGUGAUAUCCAUGCUUUCAAUGCGCAUUGUUUUUGCGUGCCAGUUUUCAGCAGGCCGCAAUAUUGCGAAGCUCCGGCGGCAGAUGCCAUUGCAGAAGAGGAGCAGCCGCCUAAAGCGAGACUCGGGGGUGGUCUGGUUUCGCGACUGCUGUUUGGUCGAUGCUCUGCGAAGCCUCGGCGUCAAGCUCGCGUACACGGCUCACGGCCCGUUUCGGGCUCUCCAAGACGGGAACGAAAUGCUGCGACCGCAGGAGCUCGUGCCUGUCGGGAGCAGCAAGUGGGUUCCUGGCAAGUACAUAGCGUACAAGGCAUGCCACUUUGUCGGAGCAGAAGUCUUCCGGGACGGCGCAGCGUGUCUCUACACCACUUGUCGGCGUGGAGAUGGACAGACAGUGGACACUUGGCAGCUGGAGGCCUUGAAUUUCGAGCAAGUCUACCGUUUGCAGCAGGCAUCGGAGCCGUCAAGCGCGUCCUGGGACUUCCAGCAAGAAUUCUCUGGCGGUUCCAGGACGUGGCCGUUAGCAGAUGAUGGGGCUUUCAGAGGUGUGCUGCAGUUUGCUGCUUCGCUUGGGGAAGUGGCAGCUCUGGCAAGCAUUAAUCGUGGCGUUGCAGAGCUUCUGCAGCGGCCAAGCUUCUGGCGCUCGUCGCUGCUGCUUCUGCAACCAUGUUCCUGUGCACACCUGUGCACGUCAAAUAUCCUACGCUGCCUGUGGCCAUCUGGUGCGCCAGCUACCCGUGGCGAUGUGGUGGCACGGCUUCGGCACAGUUCUCGUCGCGACACGGCUUCGAGACGAAGCCAGCGGGUCUGGGUGGCAGCAGCAGAUCACGGUGCUGCAGCAUCCUUCCUGGUGCAGCAACCGCGAGAGUUUUGGGCGAUGGUGUCACCUGGUGCCGGCGCAUCUCGGAGACAGCGACACUUGCAGCCGGACGCAGGCUUCUUCGUUGGAUUUACGUGCUUUGAAGAUCCAGCCGAAGUUCUCCAAGUAGUCUGCAGUCGCCAGCCCUUGACCAGUGGAGAGCACUGGUAUUUGCAUGUGCCAGUCAAGUGUGGCGAGUUGCCCAAUGGCUUCAUUGGAAUGGCCCGCAACGUCCGACAAGCCGUUGGGGCAUUGACACGGCAUCCGUCCCUGGUGGGUGAGACGAGGUGCAUCUGUGUGACUUUCUGUGCUCUUGAGAUGCGCCUGUACCUGGACUCCCGCUUGUUCGGUAUCUGCCAGCUGCCGGAUCACGUGGCCUACCCAUGUCACUCUCGCAGCAUGCGACCAUUCUUCGCUAUUGAGACAGAGUCGGACCUGGAAACAUUCGGAGAUCGGGCUUGGGCAGCUGCUAUCCACUAUGCAAGGCCAACGUGCAGAGCCCUCUCGAAACUCCCUCUGAACGCAAUGCGAUUCUUUGAGUAUGACGGCGUGACGUCGGCAGAUUUGUGGAUGGAUGAAAAUAUCUUGGUGUGUCUUGGAUCGCCCCAUGCUAUUCAGUGCCUGCAGGUCUGUUCGCCGGACUUGAUCCGACGUCUGAGGGCGAUGACCUUGUUUGUCGGCUUUACGGAGAUGGCCUUCGCCUCUCUAGUCGGCAAAACUCUGCAAGGCCAGCGAGGCCUCCAACGCACGCAGAUGCGAACCUGGGGCGUGUCUGUAGACAUUGCUUCCGGCAGGUGUGUCCAUCAGUCUCUCUAUGACAGCAGCCGCCGGAACUUCUAUGACGUCAUCUUAGAUCCUGCUGCAGAGAUAUGCCUGGGCUCGAUGUUGGACGUGCGUGUAGUCCGCACGCUGGACUCUGUGACGUGCACGCUCAACAACCACGCAGCUUAUCGAGAGUGGGGGUGUGAGAGGGAGUGUGGCUUGGACAAGAUGGUACGACCAGUGCUUGCAGUGGUGCCGGAUUGUUUCGUCGACUGCCGUGCUUUCGUACACGCAUUGCGUGGCAUGACCAUAUCGAUGACGUUGGAGCUGGCUGAUGGGCAUAUGCUUGACUUCUCCAAUGUGCUCGAUGGCCGGCCGUGGAUCAAUGCAGAUUGUUGCGGAGGAGCUGCGGGGGCAGAGGAGGCUGCGGACAUGUUUUUGUCUGGCACGUCAGACGCUGUGCAGAGUGAAGCAGGCAUUCGAACACCUUCCUCGACGGGCUGGGAAGACCAAUUCAUGGCCAGCGGCCCUUCCUGGUAUCCUGACUCAGGCAGAUGUGGAACUGAUGUUGGCCGGUUGCACUGUUAUGUCGUGACUCCCACGCAGGCGGCCCAUGUUUUCUUGCAAUUCUUGCAGUCACAUGGGAUGAGCGAGCCAGCAUGGUACGCACAGAGAGCACUGUCUUCACUCCCUGCAGAGGUACGUGCAGAAGUGUUUGCUUUGCCAAGCGCCGUUAGCAUGACACCAUGGCCUGAAAGGCCUGUGCUCCACAUGAAGUCAGUGUUGGCGCAAGUCAAUCAGGAUGAGAAUGUACUGAUGGCUCCGUGUGCAGACAUCAUCCUGCACCUUUAUGCAUACGUGUGGCCAAAAGCAUCCCUGAAGGAAGGCCUAGCUCGGCUCGGUGUCAGCGUGUCCGUGCAGUACGGAUGCAUGCAGUCUGUCGACGCCUUCAAUUUUCACUUGGCACAAACACGUGCCGUGCUGGCAUCUUGGCCGGCCGCGCAGUCCAGCGUUUGGGGGCGCUACAUCAUGUGCCAUCGCGGCAUUCACUCGGCUUUCAAUAUCUUCGAAAGUCUGGUUGUCUGGACCUGUGGGCACUAUGAAGCUAGACUGUCCUGCGCGCUGAUGGAGAGAAUUUGUUCGUUGCCGGAAACGACCCUCCACCGAGUGGUGGAUCUACGACAUGAUCAAGACCGACUCGGCGGUGCGUCGCCUUCUUCCCUUUCCUCCGCAUUCAUCAUCAAAUCCAAGUGGGCCGAAAUGAUUUUUAGCGGCCAGAAAACCUGGGAAAUCCGUGGAGAGACGACCAAGAAACGUGGUCCGGUUGGCAUCAUAGUGACAGGAACAUCCAGUAUCAGCGGUCAGGUAAGCAUCACGGACAGCUUUCCUGUAGGUUCUUGGAAUGGUCACGAGUGGCUGCGUUGCGGGCGGGAGGAACACUUUCUCUGGGCGGAGCACAACAUGCCCAAACACUGCAUCGAAGACCAGGCUGCGUUGUCCUAUAAAACGGCAUAUGCAUGGGUCCUGGAGUGUCCGGUGCGUUACACAGUGCCAGUCCUUUUCAAUCGCCCACGUGGACCGCAACAGUGGGUUCGAGUCCAGGGAGACAUGUUGCCUCCCGGGCCGCAGAUUCCACAAACAGACGUGGCAAAGCCUUUGACAGUCCUGACUGGCGGUGGUCGCGUCAGCUCCGACAUUGCACUGCCCCAGCGAGCUCAACAGUGGUUGCAGCAGGAUUGUCAGUUGCAGCGUGCCAGAGGAGAUGGUGCCUGUGGCAUACAUGCAACCUUUGGAGACAGGGUGGAGGGAGGUGUGCUCGUGUGUGAUCAUGCUCGACGGCUGGCUGCGGACGCGCUGCGUGAUGCACUCAACGAUAGUCAAGACCUAGCCGUGCCAGUACGCUCGAGUCUUUGGACAGAGCUUGCCCUGCCUGCCGCAAAAGCCGAAGUUGCACAAGACUGGUCUCUGGCUUCUGCAGAGAGCAGGCACUUCUGGCAAGUCUUUGCCCAAAAUUAUCCAGAUCAGGCAGAAGAAGCGCAGGCCUGCGCAAGACGAGAGGAGCAAGUGAAGUCCGAGGGAAGGGCUCGACACGGACAGCUGGAAAUGGCUUGUCGUGCCUUCUUCUGUAACGUAUCAAAGCCGACCCUGCAUGCGUUCUGUGCCAGCAUCGGGUAUUUGGAGGAAGAAGGCCAGGAGAGAUGUUAUGAGAUGCGUGCCGGGCGGCCUGUCGCUAAGGGUUCAGAUCAAGAACUACCAGCAGGAAGCCCAGAGACGAAGAUUGAUGCCAUCUGCAGUCCGGAGCCAUGUUUUGAUGCAUUACGAGUGGCCGUUUUGACUGGUCGGAGCCUCGAAGCCGUCACGUCCUCGCUGCAGCGCUGCGACAAGGAGACGGAGUUGUGCAGCAAGUUGCUCGAGGCUGUGGAAAUCUUUCAGUCUGCUGAAGCGCCUCAGCACAUCGAGCCCUCAGACUUCUAUCAGUUCGGUGUGGAAGCAUAUCUUGCUGCCGUGCAGUGCGGCGAGUACUUUUUUAGCGUUGACGAAAUUCAGUUGAUUUGCCACCAGCGAGGGCUCAAUAUCCUUAUCACGAGAGAAGUGGCGCCAGGCAGCUUUGUAGUCGAAGCAGUUGUGGAGGCCCUCGUACACACCGAUUUCCAGGCGAUAGUCCUGCGCGGCGCGGACGCGUCUGGUCCCGUUCGCAGCCACUUUGACCGUUUGUGCUUAAGCCCAACGGACUCCAGGCAAUUUGGCGGCUCAGCGCCGAGCCAGCAAGAGACAUGUGCGCAAGCCACUGCAGCGAUUGGUGCGAAAGGUGCAGCCUCGAUGUCGCGAGAGAGUACGCUGACUGCGAAUUCUCGCAUUGACGAAGGCUCUAGAAGCUUCGAAAGUGCAGUGGAGAACUUGUUGGAAGCUUUUGAGAAAGGCGAGGACGUCUUACCCGUUCUGGCAGCCUUGCGGGCUCAGAGCCCCGAGGUGGCCAGUUGUUCCUUUGAAGAAAUUCAGUGCACGCUGCCGCAGCUUCUGCGAGCCUACGAGACAGACAGGCUGUCUUCCGAAGAAGCCGUACGUUUGCAGUAUCCGUUGUGGCGAUGUCAGUUUUAUCCUAUGGCUGUCUUGUUCGAGGCCUGGAGUCGCACCACGGGCUUGCCUUCGGUGUUCUACCACGAUGCUUUUUCAAGUUUGCUGACCAGCAUCUUACACAAGGACAUCGGAGUGGACCUUGCUGGUUUCCGAUCCCGCAGCAGGUAUUGGAGCUGUGGCACGGCGCAGCCAGGAGGAGGGAAAACGCCUGCGCUGGAGCCAAUGUUGCAGAUGUUGCAGGCCGCCAUGGCCAAGUUGCCACACUUCGCGCCGGGCAGUGAGGCCGACGCCUUUCACGUUGUCGAGCCAAUGACCCACGCUGCAGCUAUAGCGAAGCUGAAAGACACAGAUGGGUACGGCGUCAUAGCCGCCGGCGAAGGGGGGCCAAUCCUGUGUCCGGCUUGGCCAAGCAGCGGCACAUGGACCCAGAACACCCACAUAAAUUUACAACGUUUACUGAACUCUGCGCAAGGAGGAGGUGUGACAUGGGAGACUGUUUUCGACCGGAAGGAUCGCAAGACAGCGCAAGUGGCUGCCAGCAAGACGUCGCAGUGUGGGUCCACAAACGUCACCAUCGCACUGUUUCAGCAGCUGUCAGUCUUUCGAAACUGGUGGGCGCAGGGUGAACUGCGGUCCAGCAUUGGCCUAGCUCAGAGGUUCGUCUUCUCUUUCGGGGCUAUUCGACAGCCUGGUCAGCCGCGCUGGCAGCAAUUCGAGGCAACCGUCGUGGCGCCGCUCCUGCAGCGAAUCUUUGAACUCGUCCUCCAGCAUCUCGGGCCGAAAGCUGCCAUGCACGAGGACUCGCCUCAGCGGACAUGGACAAUAGAUGGUCCACUACGGGAGCAGUUCUUCAAGUACCGGCUCGCUGCUUUCGAUGCAACGAGAACAACAACCUUCGGUGAGGUUUUUGCCAGUGGCCUGAACAAGAGCGUGUAUUGGAUCAGCUGCGCAGGACUACUUGCUACUUUGCUGGAGCAGGUGUGGCUUCACGCAGCGGGCCAGCAGAUGACUUGCCCUAAGUGGUCCGGUCGUGUGUCUGAUGGCAAUCUGAAACAAGCCAUGGUCUUCUACCAGGAGCGUUAUUUGUUCGGCCUCGCAGUCUUGGACACAGAAACACGCCAGGCACAACAUGCCAGCAUGCCUGUGGAUGGUUUGGUUUGUUGCUUGGCAGUCGUGCUGGCGACGCAGCUUCUACAAUGCUUUCCAGGCACAUCCUGGCGGCGAUCCUGGUGUACACGGCUGGGAGCACCUUUGCGAGACGUGACGCAUGAGGAACCAGAGCGUUCUUGUGUUGCGUUGCAGGCUUACGAAGACGCAUGUCAUGUUCUGGAGCUGCAUGGGCUCGGGCGGCAAGAAGCAGCCUUGGACGAGUGCGAAGAUGUCAUCUUCGAAAAGUUCCCGCUAGGACAGCUCUCCAAAGCUGCUCGUAACUUCAUUCAGGAAGCCCGAGUACCUUCGUGGUACUUUCAACUCCCUAUGCGCGGAGCAACCAUAUCAAGUCCGGCAGCGGCAGAGCAGCAAGUUGUCCAUGACGAGAAAGUUGUUCCGGUGGCUGCUGUGGCGGCCACAGACAAGCCCAAGCUGCGACAACGGAAGGACUAUACGAAUACGGGUACGCCGCAGCCGGAGACGGCGGCGCAGCCAGAUCGCAGUCUGGUGAAACAAGAUAGUGCAGACAUUGCCCACGCGCAGCGGCAGCCGGAGACGGUGGCUGAACAAGUGGAGCCAUGCCUGGAAAACGCCGAGUGGUUGGAGCUUUUUCAUGGCAGACCUGCGGGAUUGGUACAUUCGUACAUUGACCUCCGGCAGGAGGUGGAGCGCGUCCUCGGUCGCCUGCAGGAUCCUGGUGUGUACGUUAUGAAAGAUCGCGGCACGACGGGAACUGGCCGCAGUCUGAGAGCAGAGUGCGCAGCUGCGAGUUGCAUUGGCUGCACAAGACAAGUUGUUGCCCAAGUGCAUCGCACAGAUAAGGAGACCCUGCUUACGGUUCGAGCGCGCGGGAAGCAUGGCGAAUUAGCAAAGCCGUCUGGUGGAGCAUUGUGGAAUGUUGCAGAAGAGUAUGUGCUGCAGCAAAGCUUUCCAGACAAGUCAGACAUCAGUUCGCGGAGCAUCCGCUCAUGCUUCAGAAGAGCAGGGCUAGCAGUGCGCUGCACCCCUCGGCAAUUGGCGCAAUUCGUGGACAGGGCAAAGUCCCAAAGUAACGCAGGAAAGCGUGGCCAACAGACCGGAGUGCCCAUACAUGCACUCGAAGCAGCCGCGCGAGAAUUCACCAGGGAUGACUCAGUCCCCUGGGAAAAACUUCCCCUGGAUCAGCUAGUUGUUUUGCCAGAUUUCCACGUCAGCGAGCAGCGGGUGUGCGUGAUUUGGACAUCUCGCGGGAUGCUGGAGCGGGCAAAACAUGGCCAAAAUCAUAACCUCAAACUGGUAGUGGAUGGCAAGCAGAAGCUCCUGGCGAACCAGUACAGUGUCGUGACAGUUUCCUUUCUGGUUCCCAAUUCGUCCAUGUCGAGCACGUGGGCAGGUCCUGGCCGCAAGAGUCAUGUGGAUGCUUACACAGGCACCCAAGAACCAUUUCUGCAGGCACUUGUGAACGAAGAGACCGCAGAGAACAUGACACAAGUCUUUGAGAAAGCGGCAGAGCUUGCAGAGUCGCAUGCUGGACUCAACCUGCGAAGACAAGUUGUGCAGGUGCAUAAAGACUUCUCGAAGGGCAUAGAUAUAGCACGGCGAAAGGUUUUUCCGUCGGCCCGCCCCUGCGACGACUACGCCCAUAUGCGGCGUGCGUCGCACUCAACUCUACAGGUGCAUGCGCAGCCCCUGCAGGACCACUCUGGCGAAGUGAGUGGCGACAAGAAAGCAGCGUUUGACUUAAUCAAUCGUCUGAUAAGCUGUACUCGUCUGCUGCCGACUCUUGACCUGUUCGAUGCAGCAUGGCGGAUCGCCUUUCCAUGGUUGCGACGCGUGGGCCAAGGCGCAGCUGUAGAGUAUCUGAUGAAGACGUACUUCGACGAAGUCACUGAGCCUCGAGCGCAAUCUAGAGAUCGCCAGCCAGGCAAGCCGAGCUUUGUCUUCGCAGGCUUCUGGUCGGGCAUUCAGAUGACAUAUCCAGGGUCUGGCAGCGGAAGCCAGACCAUCGAAAGCUUCCACUCAUGGUGGCAGGCGUUGGUCAAAACCAAGACGCGCGCGAACCCUGUGGACAUUUUCAGGGUCAUGUCGAACCUGUACAAAGAUGAAUGGGCUGACAAAUUCCAGUACGGACAAGCACGCAAGUUCGGAAGCUGGCCAUCAGAACCCGCCCAGGACCUGCUGAACAGUCAAAAGCUGCGCACCGAGGGCCGGUCCACGGCAGUGGACUUCUGGCACGGGCGCAGUACCAAGCUGGAUGGCAAAUGCAACUAUGUUAAGGUCGUCCGGGGAACGAGCGCCGCCGAAAGCCGAGGAGGCCAAGAGACCACCGUGUUCUACGUGAUGCGGUCAACAAAGGUGGGCGACGCGAUGCCUGCGGAUGCCGUCAUCGAUCCUGAACGUGCUCAGCUUCUCGUCGACCUUUUGCUUCUUUCUGGCCAACAGCUUGCCAAGAAACUACGGGUAUGUGGACUUAUCAAAGGCAAGAGCGCAGAGGAAACCCUGGAUCUUGGGCUGUGGCAGGAUUUGUUCUGCAAGCAUGCCGUUGUCGUGGAUGGCCACCUGGGUCGACAAUGGUGGCCGAGGCAAUGGCGGACAGCCCAGACAGCAGCCCCCAGCACGCUGUGCACGUGCUACACCUUCCUCAUGCACGCGCAGUGCGAGCACUGCAUCUAUGUUCAAGCGCUGGACAAGACGGGAAGUGUUAAUCUCAAUGCCAUUCCCAUGAGACGCCCAAAGGGCCGCAAGCGGAAAGCCGAGCUUCAAGCAAGGCCGAACCAAGCCAAGAGAGGUCGCGUGCAGGGCAAGAGAGCUCGCGGACGCGGACAAAGCCACUAG